This is a messenger RNA of Sinocyclocheilus grahami, 1412 nucleotides long. It is a transcript of the gene acot7, whose product is annotated as acyl-CoA thioesterase 7. Bases 80 to 1144 code for a protein of 354 amino acids. NCBI's taxonomy places the organism in Eukaryota, Metazoa, Chordata, Actinopteri, Cypriniformes, Cyprinidae. Gene Ontology annotation, cellular component: cytoplasm; cytosol. Gene Ontology annotation, molecular function: long-chain fatty acyl-CoA hydrolase activity. The record is from RefSeq and is a predicted model, not a curated record. The transcript is spliced from 10 exons. Gene Ontology annotation, biological process: acyl-CoA metabolic process; fatty acid catabolic process.
UGUCUGUGUUUGUUCUUGUCGGUGUGUUUGCGACUUUGCGUAAAUCUGCAGAUCUUGACUUACAUGUUACUAGCUAAUAAUGGCGCUGAGACAGAACCAGCUCCUCCAGCAUCUGUGGAAACAAAACUGGGUGGCCCGAGCGCGGAACACUACAUCGAGGAUCAUGCGUCCUGAUGAUGCCAAUAUUGUUGGCAAUGUUCAUGGCGGGACUAUCCUAAAGAUGAUUGAGGAAGCGGGAUGCAUCAUUGGCACACGCCACUGCAAUACCCAAAACGGGGACCGCUGUGUAGCUGCUCUGGCCCGGGUGGAACGCACAGACUUCCUGCACCCAGUGUUCAUCGGUGAAGUAGCCCACGUCAGUGCUGAGAUUACCUACACCUCCAAACACUCGGUCGAGGUGCAAGUCAAUGUUCUCUCAGAGAACAUAGUCACAGGUGCCAAAAAAUUGACCAACAAGGCAACACUAUGGUAUGUCCCACUGUCCCUUCAAAACGUGGCCAAAAUCAUUGAAGUUCCUCUUAUUGAGUAUUCCAGCCCAGAACAAGAGGAAGCAGGUAAAAAGAGAUAUGAGGCUCAGAAAUUAGAGCGAAUAGAGACCAAAGUGAGGAAUGGUGAGAUCAUCAUAUCUGUCUCUCUUCCAGAUAGACAAACAAAGGAGCCCUACACUGUUGCAUUUAGUCAGUCGAGUCUGAUCCACCUCAUCGGCCCAUCUGACUGCACUCUGCAUGGCUUUGUACAUGGAGGUGUGACCAUGAAGCUGAUGGAUGAGGUGGCAGGGAUUGUUGCUGCUCGUCAUUGCAAGACCAACAUUGUGACCGCAUCUGUGGACGCCAUUAACUUCCAUCGCAAGAUCAAGAAAGGCUGUGUCAUUACUGUUUCCGGCCGAAUGACCUUCACCAGUAAUAAGUCAAUAGAGAUUGAGGUUUUCGUUGACGCUGACCCACUGGUGGAGGCUGAGAAGGGAAAAUAUAGGGCUGUCACAGCCUUCUUCACCUACAUCUCCCUGGACAAAGAAAACAAGCCCCUUCUAGUGCCACCGCUGAAGCUGGAAGGUGAAGAGGAGCAGAAGCGGUUUGAAGAAGGGAAAGCACGCUACCUGCAGAACAAGGCAAAGAGACUCGCAGAUAAGGAGCGUCAACAAUGACUUUUACCACGCAAACACCAUAUAGUUGCAGAAGAAAAUUCUUGAAUAAUAGAGCCUCAACGGACAACAUACUGUAUUAAGAACCUCUGCUUUAUCGUACAUGUAGCUCACUGAAUAGAAAGAAAAAUAUAUAGGUUUAAUUGACUUUGUGUGUAUAUGUAUCUCAAGUGAAACAAAAAAGGAAAAUAUAUAUUUAUGUUUUAUUGUAACGACUUGUUUGUGAAAUGUGCAGAACUGUAUUAUGCACUAAUAAAAGUCUGCUAAUGCA